Labeo rohita (rohu) is the source of this 3102-nucleotide messenger RNA. Its product is annotated as G-protein coupled receptor 87. Lineage: Eukaryota; Metazoa; Chordata; Actinopteri; Cypriniformes; Cyprinidae. Gene Ontology annotation, cellular component: membrane. Gene Ontology annotation, biological process: G protein-coupled receptor signaling pathway. The record is from RefSeq and is a predicted model, not a curated record. The transcript has 3 exons. Gene Ontology annotation, molecular function: G protein-coupled purinergic nucleotide receptor activity. Bases 68 to 1021 code for a protein of 317 amino acids.
CAGAGUCUCAAGGUAGAGCACUACGGUACCAAUCCAUCCCAUUUCUGGUUCACUGUCCAACUCAAUCAUGGACCACAACGCAACCAAUUCAACUGAAGGACCUUGUGGCUUGACUGAAAUGCCAGCUCGUCCGUUCUUUUUAUGUUUAUACACAGUGAUUUUUCUGGCCAGCCUGGUGCUCAAUGGCAUUACAGUAUAUGUGUACUUUUGUAAAGCUACAAAUCAGACCAGCAUCACAAUCUAUCUGAAGAAUCUGGCUAUAGCCGACAUGUUUGUGUGCCUGUGUUUGAUAUUACGCAUCGCUAAAUAUGCUAGCACUUCAGUGGAAAUUCAGCGUAUCUACUGUAACUUUGGCGCUCCAGCUUCGUAUCUCAACAUGUACUCCAGUAUUCUCUUCAUGGGCUACAUCGCUGCAAACAGGUACACGAAGAUCGUGCGGCCACUGGAGACUCACACGCUGCAAACAGUCCGUUCGACCCGCUACAUCUGCAUCGUGACCUGGGCCAUCCUGCUGGGUCCUGUUUUUGCCUACAUUGCUGUUUUUGUCAGCACUGAUCAACAAACUUCUGCCCACAGUGGUUUUGACUGUGACAGCUUUCACAACAGCUUACUCAGACAGAUCUACUUGGCCUUGCAGAUCACUUCCUUUUCAGUGUUUUUGUUUGUGCUGGUAUCCCUGACUCUGUUUUACUGGUUGAACGUACAAAAGCUUCGUCAAGCUCAGCGCACGAUGCCGGAUCAGCCUGGUAACGCUAAGCUCAGCAAGUCAAAGCGUAACAUGCGAGUUCUGGUCGUGGUUUUCUGCGUGUGUUUUGUGCCGUAUCAUCUGGUGAGACUGCCGUACGUGUUUAUCAAACCACUGCUGCACGAUUGCACGGCAGCUCAGGUUUUCUACGCCCUGAAGGAGCUGACCGUCCUGCUCACAGUACUAAAUGCCUGCUUGGAUCCACUUAUUUACUUUGUCUUUUGCAAAACCUUCAGAGCACAGCUUAACCUUCAAAGAUUUUGCAAGUCAGAAUGAGAUAAAGGUCUCUUGGUGAAAAUUAUUAGUAACCUGAGUUAAAGGGGUAGUUUGGCAAACAUGAAAAUUCUGUCAUUUACUCAACCUCAUGUUAUUCUGCUGAACGCGAAGAUAUUUUGAAGAACGUGGACAACCAAACAGUUGAUGGUAGCCACUGCUUUCCAUAUAUGAAAGGAAAAAAACAAAUACUAUGAAAGUCAGUGGGGGCCACUAACUAUCUGGUUAACCACAUUCUUUAAAAAUAUCUUCUGCUAUGUUCAGCAAAACAAGGAAACUCAUACAGGUUUGCAACAAGUUGAGGUUGAGUAAAUAACAGAAUUUUAUCCCUUUAAAAAUGUAAUGUAUGAUUUUCUCACCACUAGGCAAACAGAAUAACUGUAUUCAGAAAGAUUUCCUAAACACUUUGUGAUCAUGUUCUUCAGCCUCAUUUGAGAGUGAUCGAAAGAGCAUCUUGUGUCAUCCUGUCAUACAAAGGCGUUCACAUGAUCAGUUCACUUAGUGACAUAAAAAUUAGGGCUGUCAGUCGAUUAAACAUUUGAAUCUAAUUAAUUACAUAAUGUGUCCAUUAAUUAAUCUAAUUUAAAAAUUUGCCUGAAAAUAUUUAAUGCUAUUUUUAUGAUAAAUGAGAAAGUAUUUUGUAGACAUUUCAAAUUGUAGUUUUAGAAAGAAAUGUUUUAUUUAAUUCAACCUAAAAUUUAUUACACAUAAACAUUUAGGCUGCAAAGGCCUAACAUAAACUAUGGAACAUAGAAGAAGAUAAUUUGAGAAACAUUUCAGUAUUUUUUGUUCAUACAAUGAAAGUCACUAGUAACUAAAACAGCUUUGUUACCAACAGUCUUCAAAAUACAGAACCUUCUUUUAUGUUCCACAAAAGAAGGGAUUGAAACGACUGACAGAAUUUAAUCUUUUUGGGUGAACCGUCCCUUUAACGCUUUUUACUGCCAGCAGGUGGUGGUAAACAUUUUCAUGAGUCAUUUACUCAUUCGAAUAGAUUCAUUCAAACGGCCGAUUCAUUCAGGAAUUGAGUAAAUGGCUCUCUGUAUGAAUGGCCUUUUGAAUCAUUUAUUCACACAUUUCAAAUCAGCACUUGUGUCAUCUUGCACUUGCUGCCUGUGUGAUAUAUAUAAAUAUGAGACAAAACACAUACAGGGGCUUUUUUUUCCCACCAAUAUCUUGAAUUUUAGGGCAUAACUGCAAUUGUGGAGUUGUUGCCCUGCAUCAUAUUUGUCAACAUUCAGCUAUAUGAAAUAUAAGAUGACGUACAGGUCUGGGGGCGGGGCCAGCACGUUAUAUGCAUUAAAAUAUCAAGUCUUCCGUUAUUUUUCAUAACUAAUUAAUUAAGUUAAUGCAUUAAACUGACAGCCCUAAUGAAAAUAUUUCUUUAUUUUAAGACUUUUCUUUAUUUUGUCUGACAAAAGUGAUAACACAAAAAUUGAGUUACAAUGCUUCUUUAUUAGAGUCUCACUCUCACCAUGGGAUGAGAGAGGAAACCAGCUUAAACUGUGCUUGACAAACACAACAUCCAUAUAUAAAUCUGCUUUGAACUCCCACUGAAUCCUCAUAUGAAUGACCACAGGGAAUAUCUGACAGAGCUAAUAAUGAUAAACCAGGAGAGUCCUUCAGACAUCUGAUAAAUGUUGGUAAAUGUUAUCAAGUGUUUAUAUUCUACAUGUAUGUGUGUUCUGUUCUUUUUAUACUGUAAUGUAUUUCAGUGAAUUUGAAUGUAUUUGUAAAACUGACUUGCAAAGUAUUUAAGUUUAAAAUUGCUUAUAAGUUAACAGUAAAAAACUAGCUAAUUUACUUAAAUGUAUGGCACUUUAAGUUACAAUCAAGUAUGCUAUGGUACAUCUUGUACAACACUUUUGAUCAAUUUAAUACAUCCUUGCUGAAAACAAGUAUUAAAUUUCAUAAAUAUAAUGUUAAUUUCAUAUAUAAUAUCAAAUAUUGUGAAUUGUCUCAUAUUUUGUUGGACCUCUCAAACAUGAGUCUCAGGUAAAUGUUAAUGUAUUCUUCUGUAGACGUGUAUAUGGAUGUGUGCACAAUAAAGCUCUUUUUAAUUUAGAAACAGCUGAGACAAAGUU